GGCCCCAGCCCCGUCCCGAUCCCGGCCCCGCGGCUCCCAGCGUGCAGCCACCAUGCCGUGGCCGUUCUCAGAGUCCAUCAAGAAGAGGGCCUGCAGGUAUCUGCUGCAGAGGUACCUGGGCCACUUCCUGCAGGAGAAGCUCAGCCUGGAACAGCUCAGCUUGGAUCUCUACCAGGGCACCGGCUCUCUGACGCAGGUCCCUCUGGACAAGUGGUGUCUGAAUGAGAUCCUGGAGUCUGCAGAUGCACCUUUAGAAGUCACAGAUGGUUUUAUCCAGUCAAUUUCUUUAUCUGUUCCAUGGGGUUCAUUGCUACAGGAUAACUGUGCGUUAGAAUUAAAAGGAUUAGAGAUGGUCUUCAGGCCAAGACCAAGGCUUGCAUCUGGCUCUGAACCUAUGUAUUGGUCAAGUUUUAUGACCAGUAGUAUGCAACUUGCAAAGGAGUGUCUUAGCCAAAAAUUGACAGAUGAACAAGGAGAAGGAUCCCAGCCUUUUGAAGGACUUGAAAAAUUUGCGGAAACUAUUGAAACAGUACUACGAAGAGUGAAAGUUACCUUCUUAGAUACUGUUCUGCGAAUCGAACACGUGCCGGAAAAUUCUAAAAGUGGAACUGCGCUUGAAAUUCGAAUUGAAAGAACUAUGUACUGUGAUGAAACUGCUGAUGAGUGCUCUGGAAUUAAUGUGCAUCAGCCCACAGCUUUUGCUCACAAGUUACUUCAGCUCUCAGGUGUCUCUUUCUUCUGGGACGAGUUUCCCGCAUCAACAAAGUCCUCCCCAGUCUGUUCAGCUACACAGCUGGCAACUGAACCAAAGCUUUCACCCAGCUGGAACCCAAAAAUCAAUUAUGAGCCCCAUCCACAAUUAACAAGGAACUUGCCAGAAAUUACUCCUUCUGAUCCUGUACAGAUCAGUAAGCUGAUUGGUAGAAUUGAAUUGAGCCUAACAUUAAAGCAAAAUGAAGUACUUCCUGGAGCUAAGUUGGAUGUGGAUGGGCAGAUAGACUCUAUACAUCUAUUUUUGUCACCCAGGCAAGUGCAUCUUCUAUUGGACAUGGUAGCAGCUAUUGCUGGACCAGAAAGCCUAAGCAGGAUAGAAUUGUCUAAUAAAGAUAGAAAGAACCGGCCAAUGCAGCAGGAAGAUGAGUAUCGAAUUCAGAUGGAACUGAAACGUUAUUUAAGAAAAGAGUCUUUAUCUGCAGGAGCCUCAUCUGAACAGAGCUUCUAUGAGACAGAGACAGCCAGAACGCCUUCUAGUCGUGAGGAAGAAGUUUUCUUUUCAAUGGCUGAAAUGGACAUGUCUCACAGCCUUUCCUCCCUUCCACCUCUUGGAGACCCUCCAACUAUGGAUCUAGACUUGUCUUUAACCAGUACAUAUACAAACACACCAGCAGGAUCUCCACUGAGCACAACAGUGCUUCAACCAACCUGGGGUGAUUUUCUUGAUCGUAACAAACAAGAAUUACAGCCUCCAAGAGGUUCUUCACUUGCAGCCAAUGUGGUUCACCAGGCUUCCUUAAGGAGGACGUCUAUUCCAUCCAGAUCUGUUUCUGUGGAUGAAUCCAGACCUGAGCUUCUUUUUAGACUCACAGUGGGAACUUUCUCAGUGUCUGUACUUCAUAUUGACCCUUUACCUCCACCUGAAAGUUCACUGAACCAUAACCCUUUGACACCAAUGGCUCGAGAUUUCUUUGCCCGAAUAGAAAAGAUUGAGCCAGUUAAGUUUGCAACUGAAGAUUUUCUGUCCUUCCGAGAAGUAUUUUCAGAAGCUUGUUCUCAUGAUCACCUUAGAUUUAUAGGUACUGGCAUCAGAGUGUCCUAUGAACAAAGACAAAGGUCUACUUCUCGAAGUUUUAGUACGGAUUUAUCCAUUGGGAAUAUGGAGCUUCUGGAAUGCCUUUUCUCUACGGACUCUCAUUCCAUUCAGCCUCACUAUACAGAGCUGCUGACAUUUCAUUCUGAAGAAGAAAAUGAUUCUCAUGCUCUGCCAUGCCUUCAGCUUCACUACAAGCAUUCAGACAAUAGAGGACCUCAGGGUAGUCAAGGCAGACUUAGUUCUAUUCCGCAGAAAGCAGAGUUACAAAUAAAGUUAAGUCCAGUGUUUUGUGAGCUGGAUAUUAGUAUUGUGGACAGAUUAAAUUCCUUGCUUCAACCACAGAAACUAACUACAGUGGAGAUGAUGGCAUCUCACAUGUAUACUUCAUACAACAAACACAUAAAUCUGCAUAAAGCAUUCACUGAAGUUUUUCUGGACGAUUCACAUACUCCUGCAAAUUGUAGAGUUUCAGUUCAAGUCACUGCCCCUGCAUUAAAUUUGUCUGUUCGCUUCCCAAUACCUGACCUGCGGUCAGAUCAGGAAAGAGGACCAUGGUUUAAGAAGUCACUUCAGAAAGAGAUUCUUCAUCUUGAGUUUACAGAUACAGAGUUUAAAACAGAGUUUGUAGGAGGCUCAACUCCAGAACAAGUUAAAUUAGAACUUACUUUUAAAGAGCUUACUGGUUCAUUUGAAGAAGAUAAAACACAAGCGCCAGUAAAAUUUUUUCAAGUGUCUGGCGGUGUUGAUGGAGAUAUAACAUCAUCAGACAACUUUGAUUGGCCUCGGAUUGUAUUGAAAAUAAACCCUCUGGCUGUGCACUCCAUUCUGGAAAGGAUAGCAGCUGAGGAGGAGGAAGGAGAUGGUAAUUUUCAAGAGGAAGAAGAAGGAGGACCUCAUUCUUUGAAAGAUGUUUGUGAUAUUAGAAGACCAGAGCCUUCUCCUUUUUCUUCUCGUAGAGUCAUGUUUGAAAAUGAAGAGAUGGUGAUGCCAGGAGAUGUAGUUGAAAUGACUGAGUUUCAGGAUAAAACAAUUAACAAUUCUCAUUAUGUACUGGAGCUCAUGUUACCAAACAUUCACUUAACAUUACCAAACAAAGGCUUUUAUGAAAAACUUUACAACAGAAUCAGCAAUGAUUUGCUGUUGUGGGAACCAACCGCUCCAUCUCCUGUAGAAACGUUUGAAAACCUUUCUUAUGGUGUUGGACUAUCUGUGGCCAGUCAACUCAUCAAUACUUUCAGUAAAGACAGCUUCAGUCAAUUCAAAUCUGCAGUUAAUUAUGAUGAUGAGAGUGGAUCUGAAGAGGAAACACUACAAUAUUAUUCCACUGUUGAUCCAAAUUAUCGUUCACGCAGAAGGAAAAAGCUUGACUCUCAGAAUAAACAUUCACAAAGCUUUCUAUCUGUUCUGCUAAAUGUCACGCAUGGAUUAGUGUCGAUAUUCACAGAUGUAAAGCAGGAUGAUGGAAAAACACUAGAAGGAAAAUAUGGAGAAUUCUGGUUGGAAUUCAACAAUGGUUCACUUUUUAGUGUGACUAAAUAUGAAGGUUUUGAAGAUAGACACUACGUUUGUCUCCAUUCUAGCAGCCUCAAUUUGUAUCAUCAAGGUAUGGUGGAUGGGGCCGUCCCUUCAUCUGAAAUACGACUACCCAGCACAAUACGUCCCCAUUGGUUAGAACCUACUAUUUGUUUUUCGGAAGAAGAUGGUCUUAGUAGGACAUCCUCAGAUGGUGUGGGAGAGAACUGCCCAAAUAUGCUGACUGUUGCGGUCAAAAUCCAAUCAGAUAAAAUAGAGAGCAAUACAAAGGAAUUUCUAGUUGCUGUUGGGCUAAGAGGAGCUACCCUUCAACACAGAGUGUUGCCUUCAGGUCUAAGCUGGCAUGAACAGAUUUUAUAUUUUUUGAAUAUUUCUGAUGAGCCUGUUUUGGGAUAUAAUCCUCCAGCAACAGUUACAACUUUUCAUGUCCAUCUGUGGAGCUGUGCUCUUGAUUACAGGCCUGUGUAUUUGCCAGUCAGAUCUCUACUUACUGUUGAAACUUUCAGCAUUUCCAGCAGCGUUGCAGUUGAUAAAUCCUAUUCUACUCUCAGGGUGAUUUUAGAUGAAGCUGCUUUGCAUCUGUCUGACAAGUGCAACACUGUUAUGGUAAACCUCCAUAGAGAUUAUGUUCGUGUUAUGGAUAUGGGCCUGCUGGAACUAACUAUUACAACAGUAAAAUCUGAUUCAGAUGGGGAAAGGACUAAACCACGUUUUGAGCUGCACUGUUCCAGUGAUGUAAUCCAUAUUCGCACCUGCUCUGAUUCAUGUGCUGCACUAAUGAAUCUUAUACAGUAUAUUGCGAGUUAUGGUGAUUUACAUCCUCCAAGUAAAACAGAGAUUAAGUGUGGAGUUAACAAGCCAAAAAUGAAGGUGGAGACAUUUAGCCAGCCCUCUUCUCAUGGGCCACUGCUUGCUGAAUCAGAGCAACAGAUAUUACGGGAUUUGAUGAGUGAUGCUAUGGAGGAAAUUGAGACUCAUCAGACUUCUGCUGUGAAGAUAGAGCCUAAUGGAGUUUUGGAUGACAGAUCUCAAACUCAGGAACCAUCCUGCUCAGAUCUCUUCCUGUUUCCAGAUGAGAGUGGAAAUGUCUCACAAGAUCCGAGUCCCACUUACACUUCAUUCACUCAUCAUCUGAUAAAUGAAACCGUGGGAGAUGUUCCUGCAGAAAGUGAUGAUUUCUGCAUUCUUUUUGCACCAAAAGCUGCUGUUUCUGAGAAAGAAGAAGAACCAGUAAUAAAAAAACUGGUUGAUGAUGCAAUUCUGAUAAAGGAAAAUCAUUUCAGUCAACCUGUGAAAAAAACAGAUGCAAGCAAAGCUCCCCUUCAUUUUCCUGUUCCUCUGGUACGCUACAUUGUGAAGGAAAUCUCUCUUAUUUGGCAUCUUUAUGGUGGAAGGGAUUUUGGGUCUGCACCACCAACAUCUCCAGCUAAAAGUUUUGUAAGUCCCCAUAGUUCUCCUUCUCAUACACCCACAAGACACGGAAGGAGUACGGCUUGUGGGGGAAGAGGGAGAAACCCAGACUUCCUCAUGGAAAUACAGUUAAGCAAGGUGAAAUUCCAGCAUGAAGUAUACCCCCAAAGUGGUGCAGAAGGCGAAUCUGGUCUGUUGGAACAACCAGUGUCACGGCAGAUUUUUAUUGUUCAAGACUUGGAGAUCAGAGAUCGUUUAGCUACAUCACAGAUGAAUAAAUUUCUCUAUCUAUACUGUAGCAAGGAGAUGCCCAGAAAAGCACAUUCAAACAUGUUAACAGUUAAAGCGUUACAUGUCCGACCAGAGUCUGGCAGAUCCCCACAGGAAUGUUGUUUACGUGUUUCAUUAAUGCCACUUCGCCUCAAUAUUGACCAGGUUGGUUGUGCUCAUGCAAAAAUAUUGAUUUUUUUUAUUUUUUUUUUUUAA
Messenger RNA from Meleagris gallopavo (turkey), 5239 nucleotides. The record is from RefSeq and is a predicted model, not a curated record. Lineage: Eukaryota; Metazoa; Chordata; Aves; Galliformes; Phasianidae.